AUGAUACGACCUCGCGCCCCUCACACGUCACCAGACCGACCUUGGCUAGCCUGGAAAUCAUGGGAGACCACUGCAAUCGAUCUGUCCGGUCUUCCAAAGGAGGUCAACACUCAUGAUAUUUUCGAUGCUUUCAGCAGCUAUGGAAAUAUCGUUUCUAUUGACCUUCGGAAUGGUCCUGGUGGGGAGCCUGGUUCGAAAGGGCGUAUUCGGUUCCGGCCUGCCCCAGAGAAUGAUUUCUGGACUGCCGGUUCCUGUGAUAUGAAACUCCGGAGUGGCCGCGUUGCUCAUGUUUCGCUCCGUCUUGUCUGUGGCGACUCAAACGAGUUCAUCCCCAGCCCGGUCCGGGCCAAUAUUAAGCUUCCUGGAGAACUGGAACUCAAAACCACUCAAGUCGACAUCGGUAUCCUUCUGAGCCCGUCCACUGUUCAUUUCAUGCAGAGCUUUCACGACUUGGCAUACCCGAGAUAUGUUGUGGACGUCAAACGGAAAUGCCUGUUGAUUUAUUUCAAAGUGGGCAUCCGGGGGUCAGAGACUGCUGAGGUGACCCAACAUGACUAUCGUGUCAAAAUCCCCUUCCUCCAGCUGACCCAAGUGUACGACCAAUUUGACGAGACAUCGAGGCAGAAAUCCCUCCUAUUUAUUCUAACCUCUGCCGCUAUUUGCCAUCGGAAGACCAACGACAUCCGGUCUACGUUGACUGAGGAGAGAAAUUGGAACGAGGAGGACAGCUGGUAUCGCCAGACCUCUGUGACGCACAACCCAAAUUCGUUGAAGUCUCUUUCGACCAACUUGAAGAAGGCCGGACAUAUUAUUGACCUGGGCCGAUGGAACGUCUUCAAGAUCACAUUUUCCCCCGAUGAGAAUCAUCCGCCCGAUCCCGAUACAAUCAACCCCAGCUUCUUACUCAUGAAUGAGAUUUUCGCCGACUACAAUAUCUCUGUCAAUGAUGGAAGCGCCUUUGUCGAGAGUCUAGACCGACCAGUACCGGUGUGGAAUUGGAUUGACUUUUCUGAGUCCAAGUCCAACAAAGCUUCCACGUUGCUGCAAGACCUGGGAGAUAAGAACUAUGUACAUCUUCCCUUUACCAUCCGGUACCAACUGGAGGUUUGCCUAUCGCAAGGAUUUCUCUCUGAAUUCACCAUGGAUCGCGAGUUUGUGGAAAUACUGAAGGGCCUCGGAGAUGACCAGGCCAGAAGGUUGCUGGAGUUUGUUGCAACCGAGAAGAAACAAUACCUUGAUCCCAAGAAGAUCUUUGAUCUCAAAUGUGUCAACGGAGUGAGUGACUUGAAGAUCAAGAGCUAUUGUUGCUUCAUGCACACCGCACGGGUUACUCCGACCACAAUCUAUUUCAACACCCCUUGUGUCGACGUAUCGAAUCGAGUUGUGCGUGAAUUUACUCACGCAGGCACAACUGGACGUUUUCUUCGAGUUCGGUUCACGGACGAGAAAACUGAAGGACGUAUCAAUUCUUCCUUCACGAGUUCCAACGAUGAAAUAUACACUCGUGUCAAAAGAACCCUGUCAAACGGCAUCACCAUCGGAGACCGUCACUAUGAGUUCCUCGCAUUUGGCAAUUCCCAAUUCCGCGAGCAUGGCGCGUAUUUUGUUGCACCCGAUGCUGGUGUGUCAGCAGCAAGUAUUCGAGCUUGGAUGGGACAGUUCAACCAUAUCCGAAACGUGGCUAAAUAUGCUGCAAGACUGGGACAAUGCUUUUCGACCACCCGCGCGUACACAUCGACCUCCGUCCAACUUGUCCCAUGUGAAGAUAUAGUUCGGAAUGACUUCACAUUUUCGGAUGGCGUUGGGAAGAUCUCCGAGUUCCUUGCCAAGAUGGUGAGAGAAGAACAUGAUAUAAAAACUCUGAGUGGAGAGCUUCCUUCAGCUUUCCAGUUUCGCCUCGGCGGUGCCAAGGGCAUGCUGGCUGUAUCUCCAGAUCCUCAGCCUCAUGAAGUACACAUUCGCCCAAGCCAACAGAAAUUUGAAGCCAACAAAAAUGGGUUGGAGAUCAUCCGUUGGUCCCAAUACUCUAUUGCGACGUUGAAUCGUCAAUUGAUCCUUGUACUCUCUGCUCUAGGCAUCCCGGACGAAGUGUUUCAUGUCAAGCUCAAAAGCAUGUUGGAUAGCCUCUAUCGAGCCAUGUGCAAUGAUUUGAAAGCAGUUGAGUUACUGCAGCGAUACAUUGAUCCAAACCAAAUCACUAUCAAGCUGUCUAAUAUGGUUGCUGAUGGCUUUCGACGGAGUGAGGAGCCGUUUGUUAAUACCAUGCUCGAGCUUUGGAAAUCUUGGCAUCUAAAACAUCUCAAAGAGAAAGCCAAAAUUGUCAUAGAUCAAGGAGCCAACCUCCUUGGCGUCAUAGACGAGACAGGUGUUCUGAAAGGCUACUUCAAAGAUUCAUUAUCUCACGACGAUAUCUCAUCUGAGGAUAAAUUGGCUGCUCUUCCUGAAAUAUUUGUGCAGAUAUGCCGCCCACAGGACAAUGGGGUGUGCAAAAUCAUCGAAGGUCUCUGUAUUCUUGCUCGAAACCCUUCCCUCCACCCCGGUGACAUCCGAGUAGUUCGAGCAGUAAACCGACCGGAGCUGCGAGAUCUCCGGGAUGUGAUCGUGUUUCCUCAAACUGGAGACCAGGACAUUUCAAGCAUGUGCUCCGGGGGUGAUCUCGACGGCGAUGAUUACCUUGUUAUUUGGGACCCUGAUCUGAUUCCCCAGCACUGGUUCAUCAAGUCCAUGGACUACAAAGGCUCCAAGGCUCCAGACCUUAACCACGAUGUGACAGUUGAUGAAGUCACUUCCUUUUUCGUAACUUAUAUGAAGAACGACUGCCUUCCUCGAAUCGCGCAUGCCCAUCUAGCUUGGGCUGAUCAACUACCGAAGGGAGUAUGGGAAAAGAAGUGUAUUCGCCUUGCGCAGCUUCAUUCAGAUGCUGUCGAUUAUAAUAAAAGCGGUGCGCAUGCCAGGAUGGAACGCUCCUUGAAUCCUAGAGAUUGGCCACAUUUCAUGGAAAAGAGGUACAAAAAGCCAUCCAGCAUUUACAAAUCUUCCAAAAUACUCGGACAAUUGUAUGAUGCCGUGGUAACUACUGAAUUCGCGCCCAACCUGGAGAAGCCUUUUGAUUCUCGCAUUUUGGAAUCCCCACUGGCCGCAGGAAGUGAUCAAUUCAUGGAGUUCGCCCGAAAUCUCAAGGCCGAAUACGACACAAGCAUGCGACAAAUCAUGGCUCAAUAUGAGAUAAACACCGAGUUCGAGGUCUGGUCGACCUUUGUACUCCGACAUGGCUUUGUUCUCAAGGAUUACAAAAUGCAGGAAGACCUGGGCGGAAUUGUGGGCACGCUGCGCCGUGCAUUUCAGCGCCAAUGCUAUGACAAGGUCGGACGCCAUGAUGGACCCAUCUGUGCCUUGGUCAUAGCUAUGUACAGGGUCACCCAGGAGCAGGUUAAUGCAGCACUGGAGGCUCAACGCGAAGAGAAAAGGCAAAGAGAGGAUCUUUCGAUUGUGGAAGUGAAAUCUACUGCAUUUCCGCUCAUCAGCUUCCCGUGGUUGUUCCCAGAUGUCCUCGGUCAGAUUGCGAAGGGCAAAGCGCGACAGCCUCGAGAGCCGGAGGAAGUAGGCAGUGCUGAUUCCACCAAACCUGUCAACGGCGGCCGGGUCUACACCCACGAGGAGAUUCUCGACAUUAUCGGAGACAUGGAUGAUAAUAUGCCGAAGCCAAAGACUGAUCCACAAUCUGAUUCUGUACCUCGGGGCUCCGAACUCCUUGCUCACCGGCGCGUCAUGAAGCCUAAAGACGGGGGCUCGGGCGUAUGCCUCGACGAGGACGAUGAGAAGGAAGGGGGAGUUCAAUUAACCAUUGAUGAAGUCAAGAAUAAGAAUACAACGAAGAAGAUGGGGGGUGAAAAUACCCAAAAUGGACAAGCUAAAGCACAGGAAAUAGUGGUCGAGGUCGAGGAUAUUGUGGAAGGGGAAGGUGAUUUGAAGCCAUCGGCGCUUGACGCUUUGCUUAACAUGAUGAAUAUCAAUUAA
Penicillium paradoxum is the source of this 4017-nucleotide messenger RNA. RefSeq lists its product as uncharacterized. NCBI's taxonomy places the organism in Eukaryota, Fungi, Ascomycota, Eurotiomycetes, Eurotiales, Aspergillaceae. The transcript is spliced from 4 exons. Gene Ontology annotation, molecular function: RNA-directed RNA polymerase activity; nucleic acid binding. Gene Ontology annotation, cellular component: nuclear RNA-directed RNA polymerase complex. Gene Ontology annotation, biological process: siRNA processing. The coding region runs from base 1 to 4017 and encodes 1338 amino acids. The record is from RefSeq and is a predicted model, not a curated record.